UCCAAACUGCAAUAACUAUUCCAAGUGUGUAACUAUUAAAACUAAAAGUGGACAAGGUUACAACGUAUAAAUAUUAAGUGUUAAAAUACUCACGAGCUUGAUUCUUUUUGAAAGUUUCCAAACCAGUAGUCUUAGUAAAAGAACUAACUGAUUAUAAUUGUCUGAAUAUGGAUUCUGUAACAAGUACUGAUGAUUUAUGUAUCGAUACGAAGACAACGCAAGAAAAUAUUCUUCUGGAAAUGAUCAAGGAGUUGUGUUGUGAAGCAAAUGGAAAAAUAUCAAGUAAUUUAAAGGGGAAAGUUAAUAGAAUAAUUGCAGAUUGCGAUUUAACACACUAUUCCAGUUUACAUAGACUUAGUACAGCUGAUGAAAGUACAUCUACUUUACUUGGGUACAUGCAACAAACAGCAACAGACCUUACUUUUGAGGAACAGGCAGAACUAAAUCAAGCUAUCAUAAAUAAAAUACAAGAGAAAAUCCCAGCAUUUACGUCUGAAUUAGACAGACUACGGCAAUUAACAAACAAGCAGUCAAACAAACAUAAAAUCAAAGAAUUACAAGAGAAUUUAGAUGAAAAACUCAAUCUAUUACAAGAACAGGAGAAUGAGAAAGUAGAGCUGAUGAUGGAGUGGCUCAAUCAUAGAUUGAAUGAAGUGACAAAGUUUAGUGACAACUCAAGUGAGUUGCUCACAUUGAAGACUCAGAUUCUAGAUUUAAAGUCAAAAAUACUGCAUCUACAGAUAUUGCAAAAUAUAUUUACUGAGACCAACCAAUCAAUAAAAGCAUACAGUGAAAUUCACAAAGACCUGCAGGACAGCAUAAAGGAAACUGAAGAGAGGAUAAAAAAAUUCCGCCAAAUUAUUGCUAGUGAUAUUUAGUUUUUUUAUGUAUUAUUUGGAAACGUCUGUAAUUCUCUUAGUUUUAUUUUUGGCCUAUGUAUUAUUUUACAUUAUAGAAGUGAAAAAUCUUAUAAA
Molecule: messenger RNA, 974 nt
Organism: Achroia grisella
Lineage: Eukaryota; Metazoa; Arthropoda; Insecta; Lepidoptera; Pyralidae
Exons: 4
Coding region: 168-878 (236 amino acids)
Source: RefSeq, a predicted model, not a curated record